CGGUUUUCUGGCGUUUUAAUGCGAGUCUGGACGCCGUGGUGACAGCGUGGAUCCGCGUCAGUGCCUGUCGGCGCUUCUUGCCGGCUGUAAACCAGGAAGCAACAAGGUGGUCGAUAGUCCGAAAAACUUGGUGCUGUGUACGAAGUUGUCACCGGGAGAAAACGGUGCCUUCAUACGACAGAGAGAGGCGUCAUUUCUGUGUUUUUACUGGUAAAAUAGAGACAUGGUGACAGCGACAGAAGAAGGCUUGACAACGCUUCAAACCCGAUCAGUUUUAACUGUAAGAGAAGCUGAUGUCAGCCGGGAAAGUGAUAGGGGGACAGUGGAGGUAGAACCAGGUGCGGAAGCAGGGGUGGGCCGGGGUGGCCACGACCACCAAGACCAAAAUAGAUGAGACUGACUUUACUGUGACUGCAUAGAGUGCAAAGAAAUGCAGUGUAGCAUCUAACCACAAGUGUAAAAAUAGCAGUAAAGUGCAUUAUUUACAUUAAAUAUUACUGGUCAUUGUGUGCAUGUGACAUCACCAUUAUUAUCCAAACCGGAAGUCGGCCAUGUUGGAUGACAUCAACAACCCAGACAUGGAUUACAAGGCUGUGUUUGCGACCUUGGACCGGGUUUGUGAGGACAACGUUUCCGUUCUGAGCGGGUCGUCUGAUCUGCCGUGCGGCAGCGUCGCCGGCCGCCUGCUCACGUGCAUCAGGCAGAUCCAGGAACACGGACGAGCGCUGGAGCCGGUGGUUGGCAGCUUCACCGCCGUCUACCAUCACUACGACUUCGACGAACAGACGCCUGGAAAUGGAUACAGGACUCUGGUCAAGGUCUUGCUGUCUUGCCUUUUCCACAUCAUCCAAAAGGCCCGUUACAUUGCCUCCAACUACAACAGUGCCUUCUUCAGGGCCGAGCACAACGCCACCGAGUUGGAGGCGUACGGCAGCGCCCUCUGUCAGCUGCGAGCGCUGCUUCACCUCGCCCAGCGCCUCAUCAACGACAACCACCACGGCCAGCUGUACUCGCUGCAGGACGAGGAUCUGAGCCGCAGGUUUGUGCAGGAGUACAGCUCCAUGCACAAGGCCUGUUUCUACGGCCGCUGUCUGGGCUUCCAGUUCUCUCCUGCCCUUCGUCCGUUCCUCCAGACUGUUGUCAUCAGCAUGGUUUCUUAUGGAGAGACUUUUGGAAAACAGCAGUCUGGCUUAGGCAUGGCAGCUCUGUCUCUCCUCACAUCAGGGAAAUACGUGAUGGAUCCAGAGCUACGAGGCGCCGAGUUCGAACGCAUCACCCAGAACCUGGACCUGCAGUUCUGGAAGUCCUUCUGGAACCUGACGGAGUCCGGCCUCAUCGCGGGCUUCAGCAGGAUCGCCUCCAACCCGGUGCAGGUCAACCUCACCCUGACGCUGCCUCCUGUUGCCCUCCGCCUCCCUUUAGCUGCAGAUCCCAGCCUCACCACCGCCAUUUCCCCUCCGAUCGCCCACUGGGGCCCCGGACCGGUGCACACGCGACUCGUCUCCUGUGAGCUCCGAGAAGGACAGGACAGCGAAGAGCUUCGGGCCUUUUCCCGGACCGAUCCUCCUCCGAUCUCCGUGUCCAGCCUGCCCUGGGUGCAGAAGCAGCCGCCAUCCCCCUGGCUGCUCAUCCACUUCCACGGAGGAGGAUUCGUGGCCCAGACGUCCAGAUCCCAUGAGAAUUAUCUCCGGAGCUGGUCCAAGGAGCUGAACGUCCCGAUCCUCUCCGUCGAUUACUCGUUAUCGCCCGAAGCGCCUUUUCCCAGAGCUCUGGAGGAGUGUUUCUACGCCUACUGCUGGGCUCUGAACAACUGUCACCUGCUGGGCUCCACGGCCGAGCGGGUUUGCCUGGCGGGCGACAGCGCCGGCGGAAACCUCUGCAUCACCGUGUCCAUGAAGGCCGUAUCCGCCGGCAUCCGAGUCCCCGACGGCAUCAUGGCCGCCUACCCCGCCACCCUGCUCACCACCGACGCCUCGCCCUCCCGCCUGCUCACGCUCAUUGACCCGCUGCUGCCUCUCGGCGUCCUCGCAAAAUGCCUCAAUGCCUACGCAGGUGCAGAGUGCCAGUCGGUCCAGCCCGCGGUGGGCAGCGGCGGUCUGAGCUCUCUGGGCCGAGACACCGCCAUGCUGCUCAGCGACCUCACGCACGGAGCCUCCAACUGGAUCCAGUCCUUCCUGGACCCGACACGGACCUCAGACGCCGGCCGGUCCCCGUCACAGAGACGGAUCGACGCCGGCAGAACCUCCGCCGUCGCCUCGCCGACGAACUCCGGAUGCCACGUCGAAUACCCAGAAGGCUUUGAGCCGCUGCGCUCCGAGUGCCUGGCGUUUGUUCGGCCAACGUCCUGCCCAAUCAUCAGGAACCCGUUUGUGUCGCCACUGCUGGCGCCGAACAACCUGCUGAGAGGCCUGCCGCCAGUUCACAUAGUGGCCUCGGCGCUGGACGCUCUGCUGGACGACUCGGUGAUGUUUGCCAAGAAGCUGCGAGACAUGAACCAGCCGGUGACCCUGACGGUGGUGGAGGACCUUCCCCACGGCUUCCUCAGCCUGUCGCAGCUCGCCAAGGAGACCGAGGUCGCCACCGACGUCUGCGUGGCGAGAAUGAGGGACAUUUUUCAGCAAGAAAACCCGACGCUUCAAAAACCGCCAAAGGCUGGAGACUAACCACAGUGCCAAUCCGUCAGGCCGAUUUCUCAGUCACCGCCGGAGACUUUUACAAGAAAAGAGGUUCGAUGUGGUGAGCGUGGUGUCGUGAAUUUAGCAAAAAAAAAGGAAACAAAUGUGAGGAACUGUGAGGAUGCAAUGGAGGAAAACAUUCUGCACUUUAACCCUGCGCUGCUGAGCACUAAAACCAUCAGCCUUCUACAACCAGCUCUGAUAUCAACCUCAAUAGAAAGUCUUUUUCUAAUAAGACGCACAGCAAAGAUUCAGACCAGCCGCACAGUCAGAACAAUACACUCAGAACACAUCACCAUGACCAGCUCUAGCAGUAACAUAUGUGAGUUAUGGCAGCUGUGCCUUGAAUGUAAAGCUUUGCUGAACAGCCUAAAGAAGACAAGCUUCGGUUUGCAUCGCCUACGUUAUCAAACUGACCAGGAUUAAAGCUUUAAUCAUACGGGAAGCUCCUUCCAGAUGCACUGUGUUAUAAUAUUUGGACUAAAUGUACACAUUGACUGGAUUUUCCAGUUUGUCACAUGUUUACAACAUAUUGAAAAGGAGGCCUUCACCUUGUGUUUACCAGCAGAAUCUGGAUUUUAGCGUGAACGUGACUUGCUGUAAUGUAAAUUAAUGAUUUGAAUUUCACUCUGUUGUUAUAUUUAAAGCCUGUGUUAAAUCAAAACUGCAACGAC
This is a messenger RNA of Stegastes partitus (bicolor damselfish), 3349 nucleotides long. RefSeq names its product lipase, hormone-sensitive a (gene lipea). Lineage: Eukaryota; Metazoa; Chordata; Actinopteri; Pomacentridae. Bases 552 to 2663 code for a protein of 703 amino acids. Gene Ontology annotation, molecular function: triacylglycerol lipase activity; sterol ester esterase activity. The record is from RefSeq and is a predicted model, not a curated record. The transcript has 11 exons. Gene Ontology annotation, biological process: cholesterol metabolic process; triglyceride catabolic process. Gene Ontology annotation, cellular component: cytosol.